CUCAUGGGGAUCGUGGUCUUUUACAGGCAGCGGGACGCCGUCGGCGGGCGGGGACGGGACUCCAUUUCCCAGGGUGCCUCGCACGACCGAGGAAGAAGCCCAUAAGGAAGGAGAGCAGGAGCCGUUAACCGAAUUCGCCCCCCCACCCACCUUGUAAAGUGCCCGGAGCACAAUGUACACACUGCUUUCCGGCCUUUACAAGUAUAUGUUCCGGCGAGAUGAAUACUGCAUCUUAAUCCUGGGAUUGGACAAUGCUGGAAAAACGACUUUUCUUGAACAGACAAAAACGAGAUUCAACAAGGCCUACAAAGGAAUGAGUUUAUCCAAAAUCACAACCACGGUCGGCUUGAACAUUGGCACUAUAGAUGUUGGCAAAUCUCGGCUGAUGUUUUGGGACCUCGGAGGACAGGACGAGCUUCAGUCUCUUUGGGACAAGUAUUACGCAGAAUCCCAUGGGGUCAUUUACAUUAUCGAUUCCACCGAUGAGGAAAGGCUGUCAGAAUCCAAGCGAGCUUUUGAAAAGAUGAUAACCAAUGAAGUUCUGGAAGGUGUCCCUUUGUUGGUUCUCGCUAACAAACAAGAUAUAGAGAACUGCCUCUCGAUCCCUGAUAUCAAGACGGCGUUCAGCGACUGCAUCAACAAAAUUGGGAAGAGGGACUGCUUGACCCAAAGUUGCUCGGCCCUCACUGGGAAAGGCGUCAACGAAGGCAUUGAGUGGAUGGUCAGGUCGGUGGUGAGGAACAUCCAUCGUCCCCCGAGGCAGAAGGACAUCACAUAGGAGGGACCACCAAGCGAUCGCCACGCCGGACACUUUGGCUCCUCCGCAGAGACUCUUCUCCUCCUUCCUCUUCGCCUCCCUUUCUCCUCCCCUCUCUCUGUCCCUCAAGGAGCUUCCUAGGACCCCCCUCCCCUCCCCUCUCCGAAUCAAAGAUACGUUUGUCCCCCUCUCGUGGCAUCUUGCAAGGGAUCUCAACCCCGAGAAGAACUGAGACGGGACCUCCUUUCCUUCCUGCUCUGCUGUCCCUCCUUGUGAGCAUGGAGUGGGACGGGGUGAUCGAUAUUCCAAAUAUGCAUAGGAUGCAUGUCCCCUUCUCUCCUUUUUUUUUUUCUUUUUUCUUUUGCAAAGCUACAAAUCUGUCGGAAAUUGGAAGACUUCUGGGGCUACUUGAUCAAACGGGGUCACGGAGCAGAGGGGGAACACCCCGUUUUCCAGGAAUCUACUGGGCCGUCCCAUAAAUCUGAUUUUGCACUUGUGUGGAAAAGGAGCGAUCGGCAGUGAGGGGGCGGACUCUUUUUUUAUAGCAAAUGUACACCUCACAAAUGCUGCAGAGAGAGAGAAAGAGAGAGAGAGAGAAAAAAAAGAGAGAAAUCACUGCCGGAGCUCUCUGUCCUUUUUUCAUCUCGGUUCCUAUAUUUGUGCACAGGAUUAAAACUGAUUUCUAGUCCUUUUCUGCUCCGUUGCCUUUCUCUAUGGUGUGAGUAGAAAAAAAAAAAGAAUCAAGUGUUCGUGCUAGAGAAGGACUCAUUGAGGAAAUGUUCCGGCUCUGGUCGCGGAAUGAGGCAACUCGCUUCGGCCAACUGACCUCCGGACAGUUCAGCGAUCCCAUUGAAUUGUUGAAAAUAAUUUAAACGACGAUUGUAA
This is a messenger RNA of Pantherophis guttatus, 1642 nucleotides long. It is a transcript of the gene ARFRP1, whose product is annotated as ARF related protein 1. NCBI's taxonomy places the organism in Eukaryota, Metazoa, Chordata, Lepidosauria, Squamata, Colubridae. Gene Ontology annotation, cellular component: Golgi apparatus. Gene Ontology annotation, biological process: Golgi to plasma membrane protein transport; protein localization to Golgi apparatus; intracellular protein transport. Gene Ontology annotation, molecular function: GTP binding; GTPase activity. The record is from RefSeq and is a predicted model, not a curated record.